AUGACUGCGGAUGGUGUUUAUACUACGAAGACGGGUUAUGCGUUUGUCCGCCAACACAAGGUUCGUAAUGAGGCUACCUCGUCUUUGAGCACGGUUGAUAGCGGAAGAAACCAACACAACAGCUAUUGGAAAUCCAUAUGGCACGCCCCGUCCUUACCUAGAGUCAAGGGUGUUAUUUGGCAUGCAACCAUGGGAAUAUUACCGGUGCGUCAGGCUUUGUGGAAACGUGGGAUUGACGUCGAGGAUGGCUGCUCGUUCUGCAUGGAGCAUGAGGAGACAAUAAUACAUGUGCUCUUUGAGUGCCCUGUGGUUAGCCGAUGGUGGUUUGCAUCCCCCUUGGCGGAACAACACAGUUCAUCGCGGGACCGAGGCCCCAAUUUUGAGGUGUUGUUGCACCGUUUGACAGCAUUGAUGUGCCCUGACGAUGGUGAGAUUGUAGCGCCCACGCCGGUAAGCGAGUAUACCUUCAGGACGACGUGGAGGAGGUCGCUUGGGAACACGAUAAAGCUUAAUUUUGAUGCCUCAUGGACAGCUGCAUCAGGAGCAGGUUUUGGUAUGGUUGCUAGGAACCACAAUGGUGACAUUAUGGCAGCCGCGGCUUCUAGUUCAGUGGAUGCUCAGUCUGCAUUAAUGGUUGAAGCUUUGGCUUUCCGAUGGUGUAUGUCUUUAGCCCGAGAUCUUGGCUUCUUCCGAGUGAUUCUAGAAACGGACUGCUUGCAAUUAUUUGAGACUUGGAAGAAGAACAAGCGUGGUGACUCUUAUUUGUUUUCUAUUUUGCGUGAUUGUCGAGACAUGGUCUCUUACUUUAAUUGUUUUGAGUUCUUUUGUUCGUCGUUCUGGCAACAGUGUAGCUGA
Molecule: messenger RNA, 855 nt
Organism: Lotus japonicus
Lineage: Eukaryota; Viridiplantae; Streptophyta; Magnoliopsida; Fabales; Fabaceae
Exons: 2
Coding region: 1-855 (284 amino acids)
Molecular function (GO): nucleic acid binding; RNA-DNA hybrid ribonuclease activity
Source: RefSeq, a predicted model, not a curated record